AUGUGUACCACGUACCAAAUCGCAGUUUUGCUCGCACUCUUAUUCAUAAGCAGCGGGACAAAAGGAGCGCUCGCGCAAACCAACGAUGACUCCAGCGGCGACGCCGUGGCGCCGUUUUUUGGUUUCAUGGGCGCCGCGAGCGCGUUGGUGUUUGCAAACAUAGGCGCGGCGUACGGGACGGCCAAGUCGGGCGUUGGGAUCGCGAGCAUGGGGGUGAUGCGACCAGAGCUCGUGAUGAAAUCCGUCAUCGCGCCAGUCAUGGCGGGCGUUCUCGGCAUUUACGGUUUGAUCAUCGCCGUCAUCAUCUCCACGAACAUCACUCCGACUGGGUACACGUUGUUUCAAGGGUACGCGCACUUGUCCUCCGGCUUAGCGUGCGGCUUGUCUGGCUUAGCCGCGGGGAUGGCGAUUGGUAUUAUCGGCGACGCCGGGGUGAGAGCGAACGCGCAGCAACCGAAAUUGUUCGUCGGUAUGGUUUUGAUGUUGAUUUUUUGCGAAGCGUUGGCUUUGUACGGUUUAAUUAUUGGGAUUAUUUUGUCCACUGCUGGAGCAGCAACGGGCGGGGCGGCGUAA
This is a messenger RNA of Bathycoccus prasinos, 573 nucleotides long. RefSeq lists its product with no specific name. The record is from RefSeq and is a predicted model, not a curated record. Gene Ontology annotation, biological process: proton transmembrane transport. Lineage: Eukaryota; Viridiplantae; Chlorophyta; Mamiellophyceae; Mamiellales; Bathycoccaceae. Gene Ontology annotation, molecular function: proton-transporting ATPase activity, rotational mechanism. Gene Ontology annotation, cellular component: proton-transporting V-type ATPase, V0 domain. The coding region runs from base 1 to 573 and encodes 190 amino acids. The transcript has a single exon.